AUGGAAGGCAGCAGUGAGCUUCAACCCUCUGUCGCAAAGACCUCCGGCAUCCUUGUCCAAGCGAAGCAGACACGGACCAGAUCAGGGUGUCUUGUUUGCCGUCGGCGACGAAGGAAAUGUGACGAGCUCAGACCAGAAUGUAUGAAUUGUCAUGAGAGAGGGGAGAGGUGCGAUUGGGGAAUGAAGAUAACAUUCCGAACCGAUAAUGCAACGAACAUUGACUCAGAACAUCCGUCGAUGCGGGAGGGAUCUAAAAGAAGAGCUCGGAGUUUUAAGAUUGUGGAUGUAACACCACAAAUUGAGAAGGGAUCUCGGAUAGACGAUCACCCACAGAUAAAUCUAAGUCAUACCCAUGUAGCAAUUAGCUACAAAAGUCCUUACAACAAUAAAUCUCUGGGGGAGAAUUUGGAACCUCUGGUCCCCGUAACUGACGAACCUUCCAUGUACCAUUCCCAAUUGCGUUCGGAGUCUCCUUCACUCAACACUCCCAACUCAAUGGUCGUAUCGUAUCCUGACGAUAAUUCUUCCAGAGAAGAUAACGAUCAAUAUAUGCAAGUAGACGCCAGUCGGAGAAGUGAGUCAUCUGUGUAUCACCGUCAAGCUUCUCAUGGUCAGUCGUAUUCCGAUGAAGAUCAUUGUAUUAGCAACCUAGAAGCGGAACAUAUGACAUCUCCUAAUCAUGACGUGUCGAGCGAUCGGACGGAUCCCAAAGGUGCAGCUGCUGAUCUUCUAGCACUACGGUAUUUGCAGCAAUCAAAAUCCGCUACUGCUGUAUCCCAGGUAUCAAGGCCUCCUCCCGACAAUAGAAGUAUUCUUACGGAUAUCAAUCAAGCACAGAUGCUCGAGCUUGAGGUCUUCGAUAACCAUCAGGAUGGUAUCUUCCUGCCUGGCUCAGAGUUUCAGGAAUCUCACUCGACUUUGAGAGAUCACUUGAUCUACACUGCGCGAUCGAACUGCCCGACUCGCGUAGGCACCCCAGAUUUACAAGCACCUGAUUUUAGCUUCGCCGAGAGAUCUUUCUCUGGAAAUAAAGGGGCAGACCUGAGCUCAGAAUCAGCUGGGCACUCCAGGCCACCUGAGAUUACACCACAACGAGAAUACCUUUUGUGGAAAACCUGGAUUGAUGAGCUCGCUCCAUGGCUUGAUAAAUUCGACAACAAGCGCCAUUUUGAACACAAGAUACCUAUAAUGGCCAGGAAAAUCCCUCAUCUCAAGAACUCGAUCUUGGCUUUAUCUGCUCGCCAGAUCGAAAUGAAAGAAACCUCCGAGUCAUCGUCGGAAAGCUUAGCGCUGUACCAAGAAGCAAUUCAUCUUCUUCUGCCAGAGCUACAAAGCAGGGAUACUGCUGUGAUAGCAUCCUGUGUUAUAUUGUGUGUACUGGAAAUGAUGAGUUGUUCUCCAAAAGAAUGGAGGAGGCAUCUGGAAGGAUGUGCAAAUUUACUAGAGGCUGUUGGAAUCAAUGGAUUCGUCGGUGGGGUGGAGGAAGCUUUGUUCUGGUGUUUUGCUCGCAUGGAUCUUUGUGGUGCUUUGAUCUCUCAGGAUAUCACGCUUAUUCCGGUAACACGUUGGGCAUCAAAUGUCGACUUCUCGUCUGACGUCAAGCUUUUCCGAAAUCGAGAUAAUGGUUUCGAUACAUACGCCAAUUAUGCAGUCUUUUUGUGCGCCAACUGCGUUGCAUACCUCAAAGCCUGUAAAGGAUGGGCUCCGGAAACGCAAGAUAGCCGGUGGAUUGAGCUUGUUAACCUUCUCGAUGAUUGGUACACAGUGAGACCAGAGGAAAUGAAGCCAAUCUUGAGUAUUUCGCUCAAUGAAAGCGAGAUUCAUCGCCCAUUUCCGACCGUGUUGUAUGGAAAUGGGCCUGCAGUCUCCGGCAACCAAUUGUAUCAUACAGCAAUGUUGUUAAUGUUGCAAGAAAGGCCAGACAGGCUGCAAGUACAACGAAGACAAAAAUCAAUAUUUUGGCAUGCCCGCCAGAUAUGUGCUAUCUCCGAGUCAAAUACACAUCACGGUGCGUGGACAAAUUCAAUCCAGCCCCUAUGGAUUGCGGGAAAGGUCAUGAGUCACCCUAGCGAACAUCGAGCUAUUUUAGAUAUACUAAAGAGAAUUGAACAAGAGACAGGCUGGGUAACGAGCUGGAGAAGAGAAGAUUUGAAGGCCUGGUGGGGUGACUACGAUAAUUGA
Messenger RNA from Botrytis deweyae, 2181 nucleotides. RefSeq lists its product as uncharacterized. Gene Ontology annotation, cellular component: nucleus. The coding region runs from base 1 to 2181 and encodes 726 amino acids. The record is from RefSeq and is a predicted model, not a curated record. Gene Ontology annotation, molecular function: zinc ion binding; transcription cis-regulatory region binding; DNA-binding transcription factor activity, RNA polymerase II-specific. Gene Ontology annotation, biological process: positive regulation of transcription by RNA polymerase II. The transcript is spliced from 9 exons. Lineage: Eukaryota; Fungi; Ascomycota; Leotiomycetes; Helotiales; Sclerotiniaceae.